Molecule: messenger RNA, 1422 nt
Organism: Penicillium diatomitis
Lineage: Eukaryota; Fungi; Ascomycota; Eurotiomycetes; Eurotiales; Aspergillaceae
Product: MFS general substrate transporter
Exons: 2
Coding region: 1-1422 (473 amino acids)
Biological process (GO): transmembrane transport
Molecular function (GO): transmembrane transporter activity
Source: RefSeq, a predicted model, not a curated record
AUGGAGUUAGAACCGUCGUGUUCGCAACGUGCAAUUGAGUCAGGCUCGCUGACAACGCGGCCGGACCACGAGAUACACACCUUCGAUGAGACUCCACCGAAUGGAGGAUAUGGCUGGAUCUGCACAUUCUGCGUCUUUGUGAUUAUCAUGCAUACAUGGGGGGUAAAUAGCGCCUGGGGUGUGAUUUUAGCUCACUUUCUUUCUCACUCAACAUUUCAAAGCGCCUCUCGCAUCGAGUUUGCAUUCAUCGGUGGCUUGUCCAUAUCUCAGGCACUCCUGAUCGGGCCGAUUGUCACCAAGAUGCAGAAAGCACUCGGUACCAGAGUCACUCUUCUAGUGGGGACAACACUAGUCUUCGGGGCCUUGUACGGAGCAGCUUACGCCACCGAAAUAUGGCAUUUGGCUUUAUCCCAGGGCAUUUGCUUUGGCAUGGGGAUGGGUUUCCUCUAUAUACCGGCGAUGUCGGUACUGCCACAAUGGUUUACAACCCACAGAAGUCUUUCAAUGGGAAUUGCCGGAUCCGGGGCUGGAAUUGGCGGCAUAACAUACAACCUUGUCACUGGCCAUGUGAUUGGCACACUCGGGGUGCGAACAGCAUAUAAAGUCCUCGCGUUCUGCACAUUGGGCGCGAAUCUGGUUUCAUCUCUGCUUCUUAAAACGCGGGAUGGGCCUCGGCAGAGCAGACAAAAGCGAGCCUUCGACUUCCACGAUUUUCGGUGCCCCGAAGUGCUCCUUGUGGUGUUUUGGGGCAUGACAACGGAGUUCGGGUAUAUUGCUCUGAUCUACUCGCUACCUAAUUAUGCCUCGUCGAUUGGCUUGAGCACCAAACAGGGUUCUAUUACUGCAGCGACCCUCAAUCUUGGCUUGACAAUUGGCCGUCCACUUGUCGGCUAUGUCAGCGACAGAUUCGGCAGAAUUACGAUGCCUGCAAUAAUGACAGCGUUCUGUGGCGCGGUCUGUCUGAUGAUAUGGAUACCUGCGCAGUCCUAUCCUGUGCUGCUUUUAUUUGCUCUCCUUUCGGGAAUGGUCUGUGGCACUUUUUGGGGCACAGUAACACCUGUGCUUGCAGAAGUUGUUGGCCUUUGGCGCAUGUCGUCCUCCUUUAGCCUUAUUUGUUUGACGUUGGUCGCUCCUACAACAGUCGCUGAGCCUAUUGCGCUCAGCCUUCUGAGAAGAGCAUUCAAGGCGUCCCGAAGUAAUCCCCGACAUCUAAUGGGACCCGAGACCGCUGUUGAUGACAAACAACAAUGGGAACUCCUGCGCGAUCAAGGCAGGUUACAGGCUGGCCGUUUGAUGUUUGUUGUGACUGAAGACCAGUUGGUGGCCGUGGCUAGGGAGAAGAAUAUAUCAGGAGAAGCCGGACUUGGUGAUGACUCGAUAAUUGUCGUGGUCUGGCUUGACCGAGCUCGACAGCCGAAUUGA